Alligator mississippiensis (American alligator) is the source of this 352-nucleotide messenger RNA. Its product is annotated as interleukin-8. The transcript has 4 exons. Bases 47 to 352 code for a protein of 101 amino acids. Lineage: Eukaryota; Metazoa; Chordata; Crocodylia; Alligatoridae. Gene Ontology annotation, biological process: cellular response to lipopolysaccharide; antimicrobial humoral immune response mediated by antimicrobial peptide; inflammatory response. Gene Ontology annotation, molecular function: chemokine activity; CXCR chemokine receptor binding. Gene Ontology annotation, cellular component: extracellular region. The record is from RefSeq and is a predicted model, not a curated record.
AGCUCAUUGCUUCUUCAAGAAUCAAGGAAGAAACUGUUGUGUAAUCAUGAACUACAAGAUUGUCUUGGCUCUCUUUCUGAUUUCAGUAGCUCUGACUCAAGAUAUGGCCCUAGCGCAGACUGGGAAUGAGCUCCGAUGCCAGUGCAUAAACACUCAUUCCAAGUUCAUCCCCCCCAGAUGGAUUCAGGAUGUGAAGCUGACCCAAAGUGGGCCUCACUGCCAGAAUGUUGAAGUCAUUGCUACUCUUAACAAUGAUAAGGAAAUAUGUUUGGAACCCACUGCUCCUUGGGUGAAGUUGAUCAUCAAGGCAAUUUUAAGCAAGGCUGAAGCCAAUAAUGAGAUAUCGCUCUGA